AUGUGUGGUAUUUUUGGUUAUGUCAACUAUCUAGUUGAAAAGUCUAGAGGUGAAAUUGCUGAUACCUUAAUUGAAGGUUUACAAAGAUUGGAAUAUAGAGGUUAUGAUUCAGCUGGUAUUGCCAUUGAUGGAGACAAACCUGAUGAAACUUUGAUCUUCAGACAAAUUGGAAAAGUUGCAGCUUUGAAGAAAGAAUAUCAAUCACAAAAUUUAGAUCAAAAUGUCAGUUUUGUUAGUCAUGCUGGUAUUGCACACACUAGAUGGGCUACACAUGGUCAACCAAAACAAAUCAACUGUCAUCCUCAAAGAUCUGAUGUCAACAAUGAAUUUGUUGUAGUUCACAACGGUAUUAUUACAAACUAUAGAGAAUUGAAAACUUUGUUGGCUAAAAAAGGUUAUGUUUUCGAAAGUGACACUGAUACUGAAUGUAUUGCCAAAUUAUUCAAACAUAUUUAUGAUACAAACAUUAAAAAUGGUAAUGAAUUAGACUUUAAUGAAUUGAUGAAACAAGUUAUCUAUGAAAUUGACGGUUCUUAUGGUCUAUUGGUUAAAUCUUCCCAUUAUCCAAAUGAAGUUGUCGCCACUAGAAAAGGUUCUCCAUUAUUAGUUGGUGUUAAAACCGAAAGAAAAUUGAAGGUUGACUUUGUUGAUGUUGAAUUCCCUGAUAUGGAUAACGUUGAAAAUGAAUUACCAGCUAAUCAAAGAAAUACUCAUCAAAAUGGUACUUUGUUACCUGUUGCUCAAGGUGAAAGUGGGUUACGUCAUUCCCAAUCAAGAGCUUUCUUGAGUGAAGACGGUAUGCCACAACCAGCUGAAUUCUUUUUAUCUUCAGACCCAGCCUCUGUUGUUCAACACACCAAAAAAGUUUUGUUUUUAGAAGAUGAUGAUAUUGCACAUAUUUAUGAUGGUGAAUUACAUAUUCAUAGAGCAAGAAGAGAAGCUGGUAUUUCAGCUACAAGAUCAAUUCAAACUUUAGAAAUGGAAUUGGCACAAAUCAUGAAAGGUCCUUUCAAUCAUUUCAUGCAAAAAGAAAUUUAUGAACAACCAGAUUCUACCUUUAACACAAUGAGAGGUCGUAUUGAUUUUGAUAAUCACGUUGUUAAAUUAGGUGGGUUGCAAAGUUGGUUGACCACAGUUAGAAGAUGUAGAAGAAUUAUAAUGAUUGCUUGUGGUACUUCUUAUCACUCAUGUUUAGCAACAAGAUCAAUCUUUGAAGAAUUGACAGAAAUUCCAGUUAGUGUUGAAUUAGCUUCAGAUUUCUUGGAUAGAAGAUCCCCAGUUUUCAGAGAUGAUACAUGUAUUUUCGUUUCUCAAUCAGGUGAAACUGCUGAUUCCAUGUUGGCUUUACAAUACUGUUUAGAAAGAGAUGCAUUAACUGUUGGUGUUGUUAAUUCUGUUGGUUCUUCAAUUUCAAGAGCAACCCACUGUGGUGUUCAUAUCAAUGCUGGUCCAGAAAUUGGUGUUGCAUCAACAAAAGCUUACACUUCACAAUAUAUUGCAUUAGUUAUGAUUGCAUUAUCUUUAUCAGAUGAUCGUGUUUCCAAAAUUCAACGUCGUCAUGAAAUUAUUGAUGGUUUGAAGAAAAUUCCAGAACAAAUUAAAAAAGUUUUAGAUUUGGAAACAAGAAUUAAAGAUUUAUGUACCUCUGAAUUAGCUCAACAAAAAUCAUUAUUAUUAUUAGGUAGAGGUUAUCAAUUUGCAACUGCCUUGGAAGGUGCCUUGAAAAUUAAAGAAAUUUCUUAUAUGCAUUCUGAAGGUGUUUUAGCUGGUGAAUUGAAACAUGGUGUUUUAGCUUUAGUUGAUGACCAAUUACCAAUCAUCGCUUUUGCAACAAGAGAUUCUUUAUUCCCAAAAGUUAUGUCAUCUAUUGAACAAGUUACUGCAAGAGCUGGUCGUCCAAUUAUUAUCCACAAUGAAGGUGAUGAUGUUAUCAACACUGAAAAGGCUUUAGCAACUUUAGAAGUUCCAUUAAGUGUUGAUUGUUUACAAGGGUUGUUGAAUGUUGUUCCAUUACAAUUGAUUUCAUACUGGUUGGCUGUUAACAGAGGUAUUGAUGUUGAUUUCCCACGUAAUUUAGCAAAAUCUGUUACUGUUGAAUGA
Messenger RNA from Hansenula anomala, 2100 nucleotides. It is a transcript of the gene GFA1, whose product is annotated as glutamine--fructose-6-phosphate transaminase (isomerizing) GFA1. The transcript has a single exon. NCBI's taxonomy places the organism in Eukaryota, Fungi, Ascomycota, Saccharomycetes, Phaffomycetales, Wickerhamomycetaceae. Gene Ontology annotation, molecular function: carbohydrate derivative binding; L-glutamine:D-fructose-6-phosphate transaminase (isomerizing) activity. Gene Ontology annotation, biological process: fructose 6-phosphate metabolic process; UDP-N-acetylglucosamine metabolic process; protein N-linked glycosylation. The coding region runs from base 1 to 2100 and encodes 699 amino acids. The record is from RefSeq and is a predicted model, not a curated record.